UGGGCUUCAGCAGGACCCCUGGUAUAAUUACUUAAGAGGCUCCCUCUACACUGUCCUGUGGCCACAGCAGAUAUGUCAAUACCCUCACAUUCACUGCGAUUCAACAACAUGCUGAGGGAGGAAAAUGUCGACUCCCAAAACAGGAGGAUGACCUUCUCUGGACCAAUGAUAGAGACCACAGAAGAGGUCCAAAUUCUGCCUUCUCAUGUACAGCCUAUGGUUUCAACUUCAGCGUCAGAUCCUGGAGGGAUGUCCACACAGCUGACGACAUCCCCAGCCUUUGACACCAUGGCCACACCUCUAAUGGGAGAGGCAAACUCUGGAGCAAUGUCCUCACCGCUAAUGCCAGUCUCAGACCCUGGGGCACUGUCCCCGUUACUAACCUCAGCUUCAGAUUCAGAGGCACUGUCGCCGUUGCUGAUGCCAACCUCAGACUCUGGGGUGCUGUCCCCAUUGCUAAUGCCAGCCUCAGAUUCUGGAACACUGUCCCCGUUGCUAUCCACUUCAGACUAUGGAUUAAUGUCCCCAGGGUUGAUGACAAUUCCUGACUUUGCAACAAUGUCCACAGUACUAAUGGCAACACCAGAUUCUGCAGAGAUAUCACCCCUGGCAAUGACAGCUCCGUCCUCUGAAGCAAUGUCCACACCGUUGAUGCUAGCCCCAGAUCCUGGAGAGAUCUCCCCACUCCUAAUGCCAGAUGUAAACCCUGGAGAGAUGUCCACACAGCCAAUGCCGGGCUCUGAAGGAAUGUCACCAUUGCAAAUUACAGAUGAAGACACUGAAGCAAUGUCCAAAGUGCUAAUGACUGCCCUGGCCUCUGGAGAGAUAUCGUCACUGCUCAUGUCAGGCACUGACUCUGAAGCAAUCUCCUCACUGAUCAUGUCAGCCCUAACUUCUGGAGCAACGUCAACCCAGCCAACGAGCAACCAAGACUCUGGGGAAUUGUCAACCCAGCUCAUGUCAGGGCCAGAGUCUGGAGUAGUGUCUUCACCACUAAUGUCAGCUCCAGGCUCUGGAGCAAUGUCCUCACCGCUCCUGUCAGUCCCCGAUGCUGGAGAAAUGUCUACAUUGUCUAAGUCAGCCCCUGACGCUGAAGCAAUGUCCCCACUGCUAAUGAUGGCCCUCAGCUCGGGAGGGAUGCCCACCCAGCUGGUACCAGCCCAAGUCUCUGGAGUGGUAUCUUCACGGUUAACACAAAAUCUAGACUCUCAAACUGUGUCUACUCCGCCAAUGAGAGCAACAGACUCCGGGGGGAUGUCCACAUCGGCAGUGAGAGCCUCAGACCCUGGAGCAAGGUCAAGACCACGAAUGAGAGCCUCAGCCUCUGGAAAUGUGUCAACAUUACUCAAGACAGUCCCGGACUCUGGAGCACUGUCUACCCCGGUGAUGACAGUCACAACCUCUGGAGCAAUGUCCACAGAUCCAAUGUCAACUGCAGCCUCUAGGGCGAUGUCCAUGCAGUUAACAAUGGCCAAAACUUCUGGAGCCACAUCCACAUCCACGGGCUUUAUGAAAGCCCCAGCCAAGGGGGGAAUGUCCACACCGCAAAAUAGAGCCCCGGCCUCUGGAACGAAGUCCACGCCACUAAGGAGAGCUCCGGCUCCUAGAGCAAUGUCCACCCCGCCAAGUACAGCCCCAGUCUCUGAAACAAUGUCUGUGCUACAAAUGACACCCCCAGCCUCUGGGUCAGUGUCCACACUUCAAAUGAGAGCGCCUGUCUCUGGAGCAAUGUCCUUGUCACAAAGGAGAGCGACAGCCUCAGGAGUGACAGCUGUACCACAAAUGAGAGCCUCAGCCUCUGGAGCCACGUCCACACUGUUUAUGAGAGACACUACCUUGGGAGUGAUGUCCGUGCCCCAGAUGAGAGCUACGGCCUCGGGAGCACUGUCCAAGCCACUAACACCAUCCAAAGCCCCAGAAGCAAUGUUCAUGCAGCAAAUAACCACAGCUUCUGGAGACAUCUCCACCGUGCCAAUGAGAGACACGGCCUCUGGGGCCAUGUCCAUGCCGCAGAUGUCAGACACCGCCUCUGCAGGGAUGUCCACACCACUAAUGAGAGGCCCAGCCUCUGGAGACACAUCCACACCACAAAUGACAGCCGCAGCCUCUGGAACUAUGUCCGUGCCUCUAAUGAGAGCCCCGGGCCCUGGAGUGAUGCCCACAGUACUAAUGAGAUCCACAGCCUCUGAAAAGAUGCCCAGUCAGCCAAUGAGCACCCAAGACUCUGGGGGCAUGUCCAUGUCGCUCAGGAGAUCCGUGACCUCUGGAGGGAUGUCCCCACUGCAGAUGCGAGCCCCAGCCUCUGAAAUGAUGUCCACACCAAAAAUGAGAGCCCCAGCCUUUGGGGCUGUGUCCACACCAUUGAUGAGAACCUCAGAUCCUGGAGAGAUGUCUGCACUGCUCACAAGAGCUUCAUCCUCUGGAGAGAUGUCCCCAGCACUGACGAGACCCCUGGCUUCUGGAGACAUAGCCACCUCUCUGAGAGCCCCAGCUUGUGGAGCAAUGUCUACUCCGCAAAGGAUGGCCACAGCCUCUGGAAUGAUGUCCAUGCCACAGAUGAGGGCCUCAGUCUCUGGAGCAACAGCCACAUCGCUAAUGAAAUCCAUGGCCUCCGGAGUGAUGUCUGUGCCUCAAAUGACAGCCACGGCCUCUGGAGGGGUGUCCAUACCACCAAUGAGAGCCCCAGCCCCUGGGACAACAUCUAUACCACAAAUGAUGUCCACAGCUUCUGGAGAGAUGUGCACUCCAUCGAUGCAAGCUCCUGCCUCUGGAGUGAUGUCCCCGCCAUUAUUAAGUGCUCCAGUCUCUGGAAUUAUGUCCACACCACUAAGGAGACCUUCAGCCUCUGAAGCUGUGUCCACGGAGUUAAUGAGAGCUCCAGCUUCUGGAAGGAUGUCCACUGCACAAGCGACAGCCAUGGCCUCUGGAGGGAGGUCCAAGCCAUUUGUGAGAGGCACAGCCUCUGGAACAAUGCCCACGCCACUGAUGUCAGCCGCGGCUUCUGGAGAGAUGUCUGUGCCGCUAAUGAAAAGCAUGGCCUCCGGAGCAACGUCCACACUGCAAACGAGAGUUGUGAGUUCUGGAUCCAUGUCCUUGCCACAAAUGACAUACACAGCCUCUGGAGGAAUGCCUGCACCACCAAUGAGAGCCUCAGCUUCCGAAGCAAGGUCCACUCCGCUUAUGAGAGCCUCAGCUUCUGGAAUGAUGUCCAUGCCACUUCUGAGAGCCACAGCCUCUGGAGGAAUGUCCAUGCCACAGAUGAGGGCCCCAGUCCCGGGAGCCACGUCCACACCAGAAAUGGCAGCUGCAGCCUCUGGAAUGAUGUCCACUGAAGAAAUCAAAGGCACAGACUCUGGGGAAGCACCUGCCCCUCACAUCAAGGUUACAGCCUCUGGAUCAAAGUCCACACCACACAUGACUGCCACCACCCCUGAAGCAAUGAAGCAACCACCAAAGGAAGUCCCAUCUUUUGGCAUGCUGACCCCAGCACUCUGUUACCUAUUAGAAGAACAGGAAGCAGCCCGGGGCUCAUGCUCUGGGGAGGAAGAGAUGGAGAUUGAUGAGGAGAAGCAAAUGAAGGGAUUUUUGAAUGAUUCAGAGAAAAUGGCCUUCCUGGUGUCUCUUCAUCUGGGGGCAGCAGAAAGGUGGUCCAUCUUGCAGAUGGAGGUAGGCAACCCCCUCUCGGAUGAAAAUAAAUCUUUCCUGAGUCGAUCCCAGGGCUUGUAUGACUCCCUGUCUGACAUAGACAUCCUCAGUGCGGUUCUUUGCCAUCCCAAGCAGGGCCAGAAGUCAGUCAGGCAGUAUGCCACUGACUUCCUGCUGCUGGCUCGACAUUUGUCUUGGUCUGAUGCCAUUCUACGGACCAGGUUUCUGGAAGGACUCUCGGAAGCUGUUGCCACCAAAAUGGCCCGGAUCUUCCUGAAGGUGGCUGGCAGCCUAAAGGAGCUGAUAGACAGGUCUCUCUAUACUGAGUGCCAGCUGGCUGGAGAGAAGGAUUCCCCGGGCAGCUCAAGCCAGGUUCUGCCAUCAGCCUGUAAGCGGAAUAACGAGGAGGCAAUGGGGAAUGAACUGAACUCUCAUCAGCAGACUGAGGAGCACCAGCAUGUCCCUAAACGCUGUUACUACCUGAAAGAGCAUGGAGACCCUCAGGAGGGUCUGCACAACCACCUUCGACAGAGCACAGGUCAUCAGAAGGCCUCCACUAACAAGUAAUGCUUUCUGGAUUCUUCUCCUGUGAUAUCCAACUCUGCUGCUAACUUCAGGACUGGUUCCUGGACCCAUUCCAUUCAAUUACAUCAUUAAACCUUGUGGCCUUCCCCCUUCAGCAACCCCACUCCAGGCAUAUACCACCCUAUCCCCCACGUGGCUGCCUUGACCUUAUCUUUCACCCCACAUGCCUUUGACCUGCCCCAACAAUCAGAGCGUGGACUUUAAGAGUGUUUGGUGUAUGAGAUUCUGAACUCCCAUUACUACUGAGGCCAGUCCUAGGUCCUGGUCCAGGGAAAAGUCUAGGCAGGAGAAACCGUGUCCUACCUCAAAACACCUUAGAGUGUCUUGCCAUGAGUCAUCAGGCAAACUUGAGGAAGCCCUGGUCCCAUUCCACCUGGCAGGGGAGCCUGUAAGGAGAAUGAUGCCCACUCCUAUAUACCAUCCUUUUCAUCUAGUAGACUUGUCCCUAUAUGCCCCAACUCACAGCACCUAAAGUGAGUCUCCAGGGCCCUUGCCUUGUUUAUAAUCUCCAUCCUGAACCAUUCGUUUUGAUCUAUAGUAAUAAUCAUAGUAAAGGCUAACAUUUAUUGAUUAUGUCUUGUAUGACACGUACUGGGUAAACUCUUGGCAACUAUCAUCUCACUACAUUCUUACCAUAACCCAACUUGUUCUUGUGUUGUCAACUUCUGAUGUCUUGAUCUGUUGUCUGUGGCCCUUAUCUUGUUCCUCAGUGUCAAAUCUCUAGCUCUGACCUCUGGGUGACCUCCUCAGUUGUUAGUUCCCCUCACUCCCCUUGGCUAUUGUGCUUGCACUCUUGAUAUUGUGGCCAGCACUCUUGAUAAAGGUCUUGGUCUUUAAACAGGCAUAGAUAGUGAGAACAUAAUGUGAGCCGUGUUUUGCCUUCAGGCGGUGGGAUUAUGGGUGUUUCUAUUUUCUUCUUUCUACUUCUCUGUACUUUCCAGAUUCUCUACAGUAAGCAUGUAUUACAUUUGUAAUUGUAAAAGUAAA
Vicugna pacos (alpaca) is the source of this 5217-nucleotide messenger RNA. NCBI's taxonomy places the organism in Eukaryota, Metazoa, Chordata, Mammalia, Artiodactyla, Camelidae. The record is from RefSeq and is a predicted model, not a curated record.